Messenger RNA from Pyricularia oryzae 70-15, 2375 nucleotides. RefSeq lists its product as uncharacterized. The transcript has a single exon. NCBI's taxonomy places the organism in Eukaryota, Fungi, Ascomycota, Sordariomycetes, Magnaporthales, Pyriculariaceae. Bases 1 to 2196 code for a protein of 731 amino acids. The record is from RefSeq and is a predicted model, not a curated record.
AUGAACAUGGGUCAAGGGUCAGACUCGGCCUACUACUGGACGCCGAUGAACAACAUUGGCGGCUUCUUGACGUCUGAGGACCUGCUCGACAUGGACUCGUGCCUAAAUCUGGACGGGAACAUGUCCACGACCGACUCCAUGUCCACAGACGGCGUGGAGCACUGCAACAUGUUCUCGAUAGACCCCAAUGACGAGCUGGAAAUUAAGAAGGAACACUCUCCUGCGUUUUCUUUCCUGCCGGGUGACCAAGGGACCGAUGCUGUUUAUGCAUCUGCAGCAGGCGAGGAGCUGGACUUUAGAAGCCACCACCACCAACAACAACAACCACACCUUGAUCACACCAGCAUCGAGAGCCUAGACGGAACGCAUCAUCACGAGCAGCAGCAGCAGCUCAGAAGCCUGUCGCCUAGCAGCAGCUUCGACGCCAACCAUGCCGGCUCAAACUCGGACACGGAGAUCCUCAGGUUCGAGCACCUCUCGGUCCACUCGCCGCGCAAGCCCGCCGCCGUCCCGGCCUCGGCCCCUGUUUCCAGGCGAGGGUCGCCCAGGAAGGUGACGGACCGGCUGGCGGGCGUGUGCUCGGGCAUAUACAAGAAGGCGUCGGCCACGCUGGGGAGGGCGGGGACGCACCAUCAGCGCCAAAACUCCCGCUCGGCCAGCAACGGCCUGCGUCAGAAGUUGGAGCGGGAGGGGGAGCACGAGGAGGGCCUGACGGUGGCGCCGCUCAACAUACAUCGGGCGAUGCCCACGUAUGAAGGCCUGCCACUCACGCCACCGCUUAGUGGGCGGGGUCUAACUCAGCAACAGCAACAGCAACAGCCCUUUGUCUCGGGCCCUGUUGAGGACCCUUUCAGCUCCAAGCCGAACCCGGCCGGUCGACAGCAGCCGAUAGUGCUACCGGAGACCCCCAGCGGUACUCCACUGAUGAGUUCCCAAGACAUGACGGCGGCGCAGCAAGCAUACGCAACAGCAAACUACGCCGCAAUGCCAGUGACGAGCGCCGCCUCGAUCGACCCGGAGCUGUGGGCCGCUGCUCAGUUCAAACUGUCUCCUCAGUUCUGGGAUGGGUCGUCGCCGACAGGUCUCCCUCACGUCGAGUCGGCCGUGCCCUCGCCGCUGGCAAUAGACAGGAUGGACACGAGGGAAGGCCAAUGUUAUGCUUUUGCUGCGUCCGCAGCUAGUGUUGCAUCCACUGCGACGAUGAUGGUGACGAGGAAGCAAUCAAACCGUAACCUCGCUGCAGCUCAGGCCAACCAGCAUGGUACCGUUUCCAUGUCCCAACUGGAUCUCACCAACGAUGGGUUGAUGAUACACAUGCCGCAGCCGAGGGGGCCUCCGCAUGCUGCGACGCUUCUCGCAAUGCAACAACAGCACCAGCAACAGCUCAUGAACCAGUAUCACCACGUUCAUCAACAGCAACAGCAACAACAGCAACACCUCCUACAGGGAGCCAAUUUCCAAAGGCAGCCGCAAACCGUUCCUAUGCUCUCACCUGACGUGUCCCACAGGCCAGACCACGGCAUGCAUCAGCAGCAGCAACAACAACAACAAACGCACAACACCCACCACCACCGACGGCCCAAACCCAAAGCCCCAAGUUCAGGCGCGCGCCACACCGGUCCCGGCGGCUCGCUCGUCAGCCCGCGUAAGGUAUCAUCCGGCGCCAGCCCGCGCAAGGUAUCCUCGCACUCGAGCCCCCGCAAGGCAUCCGGCGGCAGCGGGUCAGCGCGGUCCACGACGUCUCCGUCCCCCAAGCCACGGCAGCAGCUGCUGCAUGCGUCGCGGCGUAGCACGUCGAUGCAAUCCCUACGGGACGGCGACUCGUCCUUGUCAUCGCUGUCAUCGUCCGCCACGGCAGCGAUCCGGAAGCGGCGCUCUUGGGCAUCUCGGCCGGACCUGGACAUGUACGCCCUGGAGAGCCAGCAGCAGCAGCAGCAGCAGCAGCAGCAGAGGCGACAAACGUCGUCGGAGAGGCCUUCGGCUGGCAACCUCAGCAUCGGCUUCGUCAACUACACGGCCAUGGACCACGACGUCCUCAUGGCGGGCGUGGCGCCCAGCGGGUCGUCCAAGACCAAGGCGCGGCGGGAGAAGGAGAACCGCGAGCGCGAGGACCGGAUGAAGGAGGCGUUUGUACAGGCCGUCUCGGCGGCUGGUGGCGAUGCUGGGCGGUUCAUGAAUGGUGCCAUUGCCAUAUAAGGGAGUGUUUUAUCUUGAAAGAUGCUCGUGUUUUCUUUUGGUUUUUGUUCCCUUCACUUUUCCGAGGUCUUUCUGCUUUACGAUCGUUUGCUUUUUCCAUCAUCCUCCUCCAGACCUGUCAUUUGCCCUCUUGUCUUCUUGUCCUAUUGAUGUCAUUUACGCCGGAGUCUUUUUCUGUC